This is a messenger RNA of Myxocyprinus asiaticus (Chinese sucker), 887 nucleotides long. Its product is annotated as apolipoprotein A-IV-like. Gene Ontology annotation, molecular function: cholesterol binding; phosphatidylcholine-sterol O-acyltransferase activator activity; phospholipid binding. NCBI's taxonomy places the organism in Eukaryota, Metazoa, Chordata, Actinopteri, Cypriniformes, Catostomidae. The record is from RefSeq and is a predicted model, not a curated record. The coding region runs from base 79 to 609 and encodes 176 amino acids. Gene Ontology annotation, biological process: cholesterol efflux; reverse cholesterol transport; lipoprotein metabolic process. Gene Ontology annotation, cellular component: high-density lipoprotein particle; blood microparticle; chylomicron. The transcript has 4 exons.
CACAGAUAUGAAACAGCUAUUUUACUUGUUCUUCAGACUGGAUAGCGUAAAUUAAAAACAGACUGACACGGGCUAAAAAUGGAAACCAUGAGGGUUCUUCUGGUGCUUGCACUAGCUGUUCUUACAGGUUGCCAAGCCAACAUAUUUAACACCACUGAUGAAACUAUCCAUGAUAACACUAUGUCCAAGGUUGAGGAGGAUAUCAAUGCUACACUAUCACAGAACAACAACACAGCCAAUCAAUAUGCCAUCACCCUCAAGGACAAGAUGAAUCCUCUAUCUGAAGACCUGAUGAGCAAAAUCACGAAAGAGGCUGAAGUGUUGAGGGAGCAUCUGGAACAGGGCCUGAUCGCAGUGAGGAACCAACUGGAGCCCUAUGCUGAGAAUAUCAAGAGCCAAAUUCAGCAGAGAGUGGAGGACCUCAGAGCAGCCAUGGCUCCAUAUGCAGAGUCCCUCGAUUCUGAAACCCUGCAGACCACACUGAUUCAGAUAAGGGAAGAACUGAGAGGGAGCCUGGAGCAGAGCGUGAAGGAGCUGCAGGCUCAACUUGAUCCCUACACUGCUGAUCUCAAGGAAUAUGUGGACCAGUAUUUGCAGGAAUAUCUGUAGCUCCAUUGCCUAAAGAUCUCCAGACUCAGAUUUAUCCUACAGAUAUAUGGUUGCUUCAUCUGUUUCUUUACUGUAUAACUGUUCGAUACUUAACAUAACUUUCUUGUGAGUGAAAGAAAUGUUUGCUAAGUUUCUUGCAAAGUUUAUAAUUUUACUUAUUAGUGAAAAAACUUCCACCCUGUUAUGACGUGUAAUAUACUAUGUCCGGUUUAAUAAAACCAAUGAAUUUCUGUAGAAAAGUACAUGUUUCUUUAUAUGAUUAUAUACUGCUAGAAGUA